AUAUAUUAGAGACAAACAUCGCCUUUAUCUGUGCAUUUUCAAUCAUCAUGCUCCUGACAUUCUAUGUAGCAUCUGUUUUAAAAAGCCGUCAGUUGUUACAUACAACAUACAAGAUGUACAUGGCAUCGGUUAUUUUCUAUGUGAUUUGUCUGUUUUUCCUGUGUGUUUACUACGGUGACUACGGACAUACUGGUAUUGGUGUACCCGGAUUAAAAAUAACUGGCAGAGUAUUCUACUCUCUUAGUCAACUCACAUUUCUACUUAUGUUAAUAUUGUUGGCGAAAGGUUACACUGUUACAAGGGGACGUAUUAGUCACUCUGGUUCUGUAAAGAUUGCAGUGUUUAUGACAUUAUAUUGUAUGGUGUAUAUUGGAUUAUUUAUAUCUGAAGCUGUGUUGUUUGAUCCUGGUUUAGUACUGUAUGUGUAUGAAUCUCCAGCUGGUUAUGGUCUCAUAGCUCUCCAGAUUAUUGGUUGGCUCUGGUUUAUAUACGCCAUCUUCUUCACAUUGAAGCAUUAUCCAGAGAAAGGAUCUUUCUACUAUCCAUUCUUCAUCUUUUAUACAUUUUG
Messenger RNA from Saccoglossus kowalevskii, 568 nucleotides. Its product is annotated as transmembrane protein 145-like. The record is from RefSeq and is a predicted model, not a curated record. Lineage: Eukaryota; Metazoa; Hemichordata; Enteropneusta; Harrimaniidae. Gene Ontology annotation, biological process: response to pheromone; G protein-coupled receptor signaling pathway.